AGUAAAAGGUUUAUUCCAUAAUUCACUCAAAAUACUCCAAUAUAUUCGGGAAGUUUCAUCUAACUUGACCUCGAGAAACACACUCAGCUGCCCCAUUCAUCUUUUUUUCACAUUCCCCCAAAAAAAAAAAACCGAAACUCAUUUCUCAGAGUUUUUGCAGAAAUGGCGGUGAAUGGACUAUGUACGUCGACCGAUGACUUCCUCAAACGGUGUGAGCAGUCUGGUGAUGCUGCUUACAGUACGCUCCGAUCACUCCUUGAACGACUGGAGGAUCCGGUUACCCGGAAAGAAGCUCGGAUCUUCCUCACUCUUCUGCAGAAACGUUUUGCUACUAAAGAAGCCUCCAAUCAAUGCCUCCAAACUUACCAUUUCCAGAUUCAGGAUAUUGUCCUUGAGCAAUAUGAAGGUUUUCAGAAACGAAAGAAACUGACAAUGAUGGUCAUCCCCAGUAUCUUUAUCCCAGAGGAUUGGUCCUUCACCUUUUAUGAGGGACUAAAUAGACACCCUGAUUCCAUCUUCCAAGACAAGACAGUUGCAGAGCUGGGAUGUGGAAAUGGAUGGAUAUCCAUUGCCAUUGCCGAGAAAUGGUCACCAUCAAAGGUAUAUGGACUUGAUAUAAAUCCAAGAGCAGUAAAGAUCUCGUGGAUAAAUUUGUACUUGAAUGCUCUGGAUGACAAUGGCGAACCAAUAUAUGAUGAUGAAAAGAAAACACUACUAGAUAGGAUAGAGUUUCACGAGUCUGAUCUGCUAUCUUAUUGCAAAGAUAAUCGUAUAGAACUUGAACGAAUUGUUGGGUGCAUCCCCCAGAUUCUUAAUCCAAAUCCAGAUGCAAUGUCCAAGUUGAUUACUGAAAAUGCUAGUGAAGAAUUUCUGCAUUCAUUAAGCAAUUAUUGUGCGCUUCAGGGCUUUGUUGAAGAUCAGUUUGGCUUAGGGCUUAUUGCAAGGGCAGUUGAAGAAGGUAUUUCUGUCAUAAAGCCAUCAGGCAUUAUGAUUUUCAACAUGGGAGGCCGUCCAGGGCAAGGUGUUUGCAAACGAUUAUUUGAGCGCCGUGGUCUUCGUGUUAACAAGCUUUGGCAAACUAAAAUUCUUCAGGCAGCUGACACAGAUAUAUCAGCUCUAGUUGAAAUCGAGAAAAGUAGCAUGCAUCGGUUUGAAUUUUUCAUGGGACUGAUUGGAGAUCAGCCUAUCUGUGCUCGAACAGCAUGGGCUUAUGGCAAGGCUGGUGGCCGAAUCUCUCAUGCUUUAUCUGUGUACAGCUGUCAACUUCGUCAGCCAAGUCAGCUGAACUGGCAGGUUAAAAAGAUAUUUGAGUUUGUAAAAAACGGAUUCCACAAUAUCAGUAAUUCUCUGGAUUUAUCAUUUGAAGAUGAUGCUGUAGCAGAUGAAAAGAUCCCUUUCCUAGCUUAUCUUGCUAGUGUGCUCAAGGAGAACUCUGUUUUCCCAUAUGAAUCACCUGCUGGAAGUAGAUGGUUCCGCAAUCAGAUUGCUGGCUUUAUGAAAACGUAUCACCAUUUUCCUCUUAUGACUGACAAUGUUGUUGUCUUCCCUUCAAGGGCUGUGGCAAUAGAGAAUCUGUUGCGGUUAUUCUUGCCACAUCUAGCAAUUGUGGAUGAGCAACUGUCACAUCACCUGCCUAGGCAAUGGCUGACCUCAUUGAAGGUUGAGAAAAGUCAAACUGAUAGUAAUUCGGAGGAUGUCAUCACUGUUAUUGAAGCUCCACGUCAGUCUGAUUCGAUGAUUGAACUGAUAAAGAAGCUGAAGCCCCAAGUUGUAGUUACUGGGAUGGCGCAAUUUGAAUCAGUUACUAGCUCUUCUUUUGAGUACCUACUUGACACAACAAGGGAAAUUGGAUGUCGUCUGUUUUUAGACAUAUCUGACCAGUUUGAGCUAUCCAGCCUGCCCAAAUCUAAUGGGGUCCUGAAAUACCUUGCUGGAGCUCUUCUUCCCUCUCAUGCAGCUAUUGUCUGUGGCUUAGUAAAGAAUCAGGUAUAUUCGGAUCUGGAGGUAGCUUUUGUCAUAUCAGAAGACGAAAGUAUCUAUAAAUCAUUAUCCAAAACCAUGGAAUUAUUACAAGGAAAUACUGCUCUUAUAAGCCAAUAUUAUUAUGGCUGUCUUUUCCACGAGCUGCUAGCUUUUCAGCUUUCUGAUCGACGUCCACCUGCUGAGAGAGAAAGUGAGAAGAUGAAAGCACCCAAAAUGAUUGGCUUUCCUAGCUCUGUCUCCUCAGUACUCAAUCAUGCAGAGCUAUCUGUUACUGAUUCAGACAAUGCUCUGAUUCACAUGGAUGUGGAUCAAAGUUUUUUACCUAUACCAACUCCUGUCAAGGCAGCCAUCUUUGAGAGUUUUGUGAGACAGAACAUUGCAGAGUCAGAAAUUGAUGUCGCAAGCAACAUUAGACAGCUAAUGGAGAGUAGUUAUGGUUUCUCAACGAACAGCAAGACAGAAUUUAUAUAUGCUGACUGCCCUCUAGCUCUUUUUAGUAAAUUGGUACUUUGUUGCAUCCAUGAAGGUGGGGCUCUAUGCUUCCCAGCUGGCUCCAACGGUAGUUAUGUGUCUGCUGCAAAAUUUGUGAAUGCAAAUAUAGCAUAUAUACCUACAAAUCCAGAGGAAGGGUUCAAAUUGACGCAGAAAACAGUUGAAAGUUUUUUGAAGACUGUCAACAGACCUUGGAUAUUUAUUUCCGGACCUACUGUCAACCCUACCGGGCAGCUUUACAGCAAUGAGGAGAUAAAGAGUAUAUUAUCUGUGUGUUCAAAGUUUGGGGCAAGGGUCAUAAUUGAUACUUCAUUUUCUGGUGUGGAGUUCAACUCCAAGGGCUCGGAUGGCUGGAAUUUGGAGGACACUCUAGCAAAACUAAGAUCUCAGAACCAGUCAUUCUGUGUUUCUUUGCUUGGAGGACUGUUUCUGAAGAUGCUUACUGCUGGAGUCUCAUUUGGAUUUCUGCUUCUAGACCAGCCUGCUCUAAUUGAGGCGUUUCACAGUUUUCCUGGUUUGAGUAAACCUCACAGCACUAUAAAAUACCAAGUAAAGAAGCUGUUGGAUCAAAGAGAACGAACAGCAGAACUUUCCAAUGCUGUGUCAGAGCAUGAAAAUAUUCUGGCUAGUCGAUAUAAGCUCUUGAAAAAGACCCUUGAAAGUUGUGGUUGGGACGUGCUUGAGGCUCAUUCUGGCGUUUCAGUGGUGGCAAAGCCAUCUACCUAUCUCGGGAAGACAGUUAAAAUCGGCAAAGAUUCAUCUUCAUGGGAUGGCAAACUUGAUGACACAAAUAUUAGAGAAGCCAUGCUUAAGACCACUGGUUUGUGCAUCAAUAGCUCUUCGUGGACCGGAAUUCCUGGUUACUGUCGCUUCACCAUUGCCUUAGAAGAUGGUGAUUUCGAGCGUGCAUUAGCUUGCAUUGUCAAAUUUAGAGAUAUGGUCGGUCAAUGAAAGACAAUCAAGCCAAGACUGGUCUAAUGUGUCUAUCUUUCCAAUUUUUUGUUUUUUCACAACUUGGUUGUUGUGAAAUAAGCCCCAUUUCCUGUGAGCAAGAACACCUUAAUACAUCAACACAGUUUUUGUUUAAUGCAUCUGUAUACAAAAAACUGUGAUGCUCGAUUUGAUUCCUCCCGUGAAAUUUGCUGAUGACUAUAAGCUGUACUUCGUAUAUUUGAAUUA
Molecule: messenger RNA, 3654 nt
Organism: Solanum dulcamara
Lineage: Eukaryota; Viridiplantae; Streptophyta; Magnoliopsida; Solanales; Solanaceae
Product: methionine S-methyltransferase
Exons: 12
Coding region: 163-3426 (1087 amino acids)
Biological process (GO): biosynthetic process
Molecular function (GO): pyridoxal phosphate binding; methyltransferase activity
Source: RefSeq, a predicted model, not a curated record